Hypoxylon fragiforme is the source of this 676-nucleotide messenger RNA. RefSeq names its product ribosomal protein L38e. The transcript has 4 exons. The coding region runs from base 170 to 418 and encodes 82 amino acids. Lineage: Eukaryota; Fungi; Ascomycota; Sordariomycetes; Xylariales; Hypoxylaceae. Gene Ontology annotation, cellular component: ribosome; cytosolic large ribosomal subunit. Gene Ontology annotation, molecular function: structural constituent of ribosome. The record is from RefSeq and is a predicted model, not a curated record. Gene Ontology annotation, biological process: protein-RNA complex assembly; translation.
GCUAAGCUUGAUUGGUGCUCAACUUUACCGGCCCCAUCAUCGCGAAAUUUCACCCACACAAUUUCUGCCCGCACAAUUUCGCAAGCAACAUUCAAAAUCCAAUAAUUUGCAUUCUCCCAGCAUUUUCAUCUUCCUACCAAACACACAAUCUUCCUAUCACUCAGCCAAGAUGCCUCAGGAAAUCGCAGAUAUCAAGAAGUUCAUCGAGAUCUGCCGGCGGGACGACGCCAAGUCCGCCCGGAUUAAGAAGAACAAGAAGUCGUCGCAGACCAAGUUCAAGGUCCGAUGCUCCAAGCAUCUCUACACCCUGAUCCUAAAGGACUCCGACAAGGCCGAGAAGCUGAAGCAGAGCUUACCUCCUAACUUGCAGAUUAAGGAUGUGCCCAAGAAAAACAAGAAGGGAAAGCAUACUGCGUAAAUUUCUAGCUAGUCUUCCGAGGAAACAAUAAAUACCGAUAUCACUUGGGGAAGUGUGAGGAUGAUGUAUGACUUGGCAUCCACUGAAAGUCCUUUAUCGAGAACCGAAGUCGAGAACUGAUGAGGUGAUGCAUAUGUUCUUUGGGGCUGGGCUGGCAUGUCAUGUUCAUGAGGCGGCGUCUAAGGAUACCAUCAGAAUUGAUAUUUCUCAAGCACGAAUAGCUUGCAGAUAAUUCACAACGAUUACACAAAGUACUCU